AUGAACAUUAGAUUUGUAACAUCUCUUAUUUUGUUCUUGUUAUUAUUUUCUUGCGAAAUUCUUUUUAGUAGAGCUCAAGAUCCUACUACUGGUGGUGGUGAAAAGCCGAUAGCGCCGCCUCCUCAGGCUGCCAGCUGCAAUGGAAUUUUCAUAUCAUAUCAGUUUGUGUCAAGAAAAAAAGAAUACCCUCAUCUGAAAAAUGCAACUGCACAACCAUGGGCAUUUAAAUCCACGGCUACAGUACUUAAUACAGGGACAACUGAAAUGAAAGAGUGGAAACUGUUCAUUAAGUUUCAGCACAAGGAGAUUUUAGUCUCAGCAAGUGGUGCUUCUGUGGAGGAUGCAGAUGAUAUGCCUGCUGAUGUUAGUAAUGGAACUACUCUCACGGGUAGCGGCCAGUCGGUUUUGAAAACAUCUAUUGAUACUGCCGGGGAUCUUACUCAAAUACAGGCUGAGAUGAAACUGGUAGGCACUCAAUUUGGUGUUAGGCCACCAGGGGUUCCUAUGCCUAAAACAAUUAAACUUCAAAAUGAUGGAUAUAAGUGUCCUGCGCCUAAUCGUCGUGGUGCUAAAAUUAUGUACGCUUGCUGUGUGAAGGACCCGAAAUUCAAGGUCAAAAAGGAAAAAACAAAGUUCUAUGCUCGCCGAAAGGGUGAUCUUGUUAUUUCUUAUGAUGUCACUCAAGCUACUAAAAACAACUAUCAGGCACAGGUAACUAUGGAAAAUAAUCAUCCACUAGGGCGUCUUGAUCAUUGGAAUUUAACUUGGGAAUGGAUGAGAGGAGAAUUUAUUUAUAAUAUGAAAGGAGCAUAUACUCAUCUUAAAGAUUAUGCAGAUUGCCUUCUUGGUCCUGCAGCAACUUAUUAUUCUGAUUUGGAUUUUAGUCAAGUCCAGAACUGCCAAAAAAAUCCAGUCAUGGCUGAUCUGCCACCCGAACGAGCUAAAGACAAGAUCAUUGGAAACAUCCCCUUCUGCUGCAAAAAUGGCAGUCUCAUGUCACCUAUAAUGAACAAAACAAAUGCCAAAGCCGUGUUUCAACUUCAGGUCUUUAAACUUCCUCCGGAUUUGAAUGUGUCAAGUAUCACACCCCCAUCAAAAUGGAAAAUUGAGGGAAUAGUUAGCACAAACUUUAAGUGUGGAAAUCCUUUAAGAGUAGCUCAAGCGCAAUUUCCUGAUCCAGGCGGGCUAGAUGAGGUGAGCUUAGCGGUGGCUAGUUGGCAAGUAGUCUGCAAUAUAACGCGUCCUAAAAAGGGAAAAACUAAAUGCUGUGUUUCCUACUCGGGUUAUUAUAACGAAUCUAUCAUACCUUGUGACACGUGUGCUUGUGGAUGUGAUGAUGAUUCAACAUGUCGCAAAAAUGCAGCACCCAUCCUUAUUCCUCCAGAAGCUCUUCUUAUCCCUUUCGUAAACAGGACAGCCAAGGCCUUGGCUUGGUCAAAAUUAAGGCAUAAACGAGUACGUAAACCAUUGCCUUGUGGCGAUAAUUGUGGAGUAAGCAUUAAUUGGCAUGUUAGUACAAAUUACAAGAGUGGAUGGAGUGUUCGAGUCACACUUUUCAAUUGGAAAGAAAAUAAUUUCCAGGACUGGUUUGUAGCUGCUCAGUUAAAGAAAGCUGGCCGUGGAUUCGAAAAGGCUUAUUCUUUCAACGGAACAUUGCUGAGAAACCUCAAUAACACCAUCUUCUUGGAAGGCCUUCCGGGGCUGACUUAUUUGAUGGCAAUAACCAACGGGACUAAUCCACGAAAAGAUUAUCUGGUACCUGGUAAACAACAAUCCGUGCUUUCAUUUAAUAAGAAAAAUCUUAGAAACUUGAAAAUUGAAAAGGGAGACGGAUUUCCCUCGAAGCUGUUUUUCAAUGGGGAAGAAUGUUCACUUCCUAAAAUUUACCCUAUACCAGAUUUUGGACAUAAAACAUAUGCAAAUUCAGUACUUGUACUCCUUUCUUUAGCUUUUACUGUAUUAUUCUUUUUGUAA
This is a messenger RNA of Daucus carota subsp. sativus, 1974 nucleotides long. Its product is annotated as COBRA-like protein 10. Gene Ontology annotation, cellular component: membrane. Gene Ontology annotation, biological process: cellulose microfibril organization. Bases 1 to 1974 code for a protein of 657 amino acids. The record is from RefSeq and is a predicted model, not a curated record. The transcript is spliced from 2 exons. Lineage: Eukaryota; Viridiplantae; Streptophyta; Magnoliopsida; Apiales; Apiaceae.